AUGGUUCACCAUAGUCGAAUAUGCGAUUACACACCCACGUCCCUCUUCGAGUCACUAAAUAAACCUGUUUGGCUAUUCUGCUCAGUUCGACGGCUAGAUCACCCCCAGAGUUGCCAGCGCCGAUGA
Molecule: messenger RNA, 126 nt
Organism: Haemonchus placei
Lineage: Eukaryota; Metazoa; Nematoda; Chromadorea; Rhabditida; Trichostrongylidae
Source: the annotation of a GenBank genome assembly